Messenger RNA from Sabethes cyaneus, 3923 nucleotides. RefSeq names its product bromodomain-containing protein homolog (gene Br140). Gene Ontology annotation, biological process: regulation of transcription by RNA polymerase II. Bases 83 to 3601 code for a protein of 1172 amino acids. Gene Ontology annotation, molecular function: protein binding. The record is from RefSeq and is a predicted model, not a curated record. Lineage: Eukaryota; Metazoa; Arthropoda; Insecta; Diptera; Culicidae. Gene Ontology annotation, cellular component: MOZ/MORF histone acetyltransferase complex. The transcript is spliced from 5 exons.
CAGGAACACGGAUUGAAGCGUACGAUUUUUUGUCCUCGGACAAUUUGUAUGGUGUGGCUGUUAGUGCUUUUGUGGUGCCACAAUGGGUCUCGAUUUUGAGGUGCAGGACUACAUCAAAACCCUCAACAAGAACUCACCCCCGUUUAAAUGUCCAAAGUGCGAUAAAAAAUACAAAUCAGUGAUCGGGCUGCAGUACCAUUUGAACAAUUACGACCAUGACCAUCCGUCGCCGGUGGUUGCUGGUGCGACAGCAACACCUACGUCUGCCGCAGCUGAAACUCCCCCGGUGAAAUCUCCGUCUAAAAGUAAGAGCCGAAACAAUGCUGAUACUCCUGCCGCCAGCAGCGGCAAAUUGGAUGCAGCAGUCGAAACGCCAGUGCGUGCACCAAAAAACAACAACAACAGUAAGAGAAGCCAGAAGAAGAAAGUUGGAGUUACUCCAAAAAAUAAAAACAAAGCCCAAUCGGCGGUGUCUAGGGAAUCGCUGACCUACGUCGAAGCGGAGAAUUUGGUGAAGAUUGAGUUCGGUGGGAAGAGUAUAAAUUUAUCGGUGGAAGAUGAGUUUGCCCUAAUUAGCAUGGAAGAGCACAAGCAGCGGAUGAACGAUCCGGAUCUUGAACUGCUGGCGGUUCCACCGCCAAUGGAACCGGAAGUGAAGUUGCCGGAAGGAAUUUUCAAAGAAAUUGAUGACUACACAAUUUGUGAUGCACCGGUUAGACCGAAUGCCUAUAUCCGGUUUAUUGAGAAAAGUUCGGAGGAACUAGACGGUGAGGUGGAGUACGAUGUUGACGAGGAAGACACCACCUGGUUGGCCAUUAUGAACGAGCGCCGUGCAGCUCAAAACCUGUGCCCGGUAGCGGUUGAUUCGCUGGAAUUAUUGAUGGAUCGACUGGAGAAAGAAUCCUACUUCCAGGCAGCGGCUACCGGUCAAAACGGGGCCAUUGUGGAUGACGAUGCUGUCUGCUGUAUUUGUAUGGAUGGCGAAUGUCAGAAUACGAACGUGAUUUUGUUCUGCGAUAUGUGUAAUUUGGCGGUUCACCAGGAUUGUUACGGUGUUCCGUAUAUUCCGGAGGGGCAGUGGCUCUGCCGGAGGUGUCUUCAAAGUCCCAGCCGUUCGGUGGAUUGUGUGCUGUGUCCUAAUACAGGUGGAGCUUUUAAGCAAACGGAUAAUGGCCAGUGGGCGCAUGUCGUUUGUGCUUUAUGGAUUCCGGAAGUUCGAUUCGCUAACACAGUAUUCCUGGAGCCUAUCGAUUCGAUAGAAAUGAUUCCGCCAGCACGCUGGCGGUUAGUCUGCUAUAUCUGCAAGCAGAAAGGAAUGGGAGCGUGUAUUCAAUGUAAUCGGAAUUCUUGCUAUGCUGCUUUUCACGUAACUUGCGCCCAGCAGGCUGGACUGUGCAUGCGCAUGGACCAAGUUCGUGGCAACGACACACAUCCGGUCGUGGUGCAGAAGACAGCCUACUGUGAUGCUCACACGCCGGUCAAUGCAUUUUCCUCUCCGGGAGAAUCUGGUGGGGAACUUGACGCAAGGGAAGUUUGCCGAGAAAAAAUGAAGAAAGCUCGUAAAAUGUUAGCCAUCAAGCGAACCACCGCUCCGGUCAUCCUCAUCCCGACGAUCCCACCGAAUCGAAUUGAAGAAAUUUCCUCGCUUGUCAACAUCGCCAAAAAGCCGCAAUUUAUUCAACGUUUGAUAGCCUACUGGACGCUGAAACGCCAGCACCGUAAUGGAGUUCCGUUGCUGCGGCGGCUUCAGAGCGCCGGACAAACGCAGGGUGGCCCUGGAGGUCGUGAUAAAACUGACGGCUCACCUGAUGCUCGUGAGCUCUAUCAACAACUUAAGUAUUGGCAGUGUUUACGACAAGACUUGGAACGUGCACGGCUUCUAUGCGAGCUGGUUCGCAAACGGGAGAAGCUUAAACUGGUAUUGAUUAAAACCAACGAACAGUGUACUAUGGCACAGCUCAACCCAAUCGAGUCGGUGUUGCAUCGUAUCCUCGAUCAAUUGGAAGCAAAGGAUAUUCAGGAAAUUUUCAGAGAACCGGUCGACACGGAUGAGGUUGCGGACUAUUUGACCGUAGUCAAACAUCCAAUGGAUUUGGGAACCAUGCGUACGAAGUUAAAAACUGGUUUUUACACUAGCAUUGAAGAUCUGGAGUCAGAGUUUGCUCUAAUGAUUCAAAACUGCUUGACGUAUAACAAUAAAGACACUAUAUUCUAUCGUGCUGGAGUUAAGAUGAGAGAUGCCGGAACAAUCAUAUUCCGCACGAUCCGCAAGGAACUGGAACGGGCUGGCAUACUGGAGAAACAUCAUCCUCCACCGCCAGUCGUCUCACCGGCAGCCGCAGAGGAUUCGCUGCUGAACGACAUCGAAGCAGAGCUGGGUCUCCUGGUGAAGGAACCACCCACUCAGGCGCUGAUCGAUAAACUGCAGCAGCAGGUCACGAAAGCCGGUGGCAUAAAGCACGGACUGACGCGCUCCAAAAAGGUCAAGUACAUCCGAAACGAAAUUGCGAAAAUCAAACGAGCCAUCGCCAAGGAACCACCGGAGAAACCAAGUGCUCCCGUAGAAAAAUCUCCGAUGGACGUCGUCGCUAAAAAGGCAGAACCAGCAGCUACGACGAAGUCGCCGAAGCUGCAAACUCCACCGACCAGUCCGUUGAAAAUUCUGAACAACAGUCCGUCACCGUCGGGAGUUAAUCGGCGAACGGCAGUCCUAUUCACGCGCAAAGCGCAGGCAGCACUGAAGAAGCCGGAAACGCCCUCGAAGGAGGAGGCAGCCAUCGCCGAGACAACCGAGCUGUUGCAAAAAACCGCCAAGAAAGCGACCCGCGGCAAGCGUGGCAGCUCGGCAAAAUCCAAAGCUGGCUCGGGCGGGCCAUCAAUCGGUGGCGGUGGUAGUGGAGGAGGAGGAGGAUCGGGAGAGUCCGGAUUUCUCAGUUUGCCGGGACCUUCCCGAAGCAGCAAGUCGUCCGAUUCGGCGGACAAGAAAACGUUCGAAGCCAUCCCGGACAGUUUCCGGGUGUAUCGGGGAGGACAGGAUCGGGAAAUAUCAGAUUCGGAUGAUAGUAAUCUCAGCUUCACAGGAAGUACGUGCAGCAGUUGCAGUGGAUUCAGUGGCAGUGGAACCGAGUCGGAAUUUGGUAGUUCCAGCAUGGAUGAUGAUCAGUCGUUCUGCGAUUCGGAGAUGUCCACCAGUGAAACGGAAGCCUUUCCGGAGAAGCCGUUGCUAGAACCACUGAAGUUGGUUUGGGCUAAGUGUCGUGGCUAUCCGUGGUAUCCAGCGCUGAUCAUCGAUCCGGAAAUUCCGAACGGAUUCGUUCAUAAUGGCGUGCCAUUGCCAGCUCCGCCGGCGGACGUUCUCGCUCUUAAAGCAAACUACGACGAACCGGUAUUCCUAGUGCUAUUUUUCGAUGUCAAGCGAACUUGGCAGUGGCUACCGGCCAACAAGUUGGAACUUUUGGGUGUCAACAAAGAACUAGAUCAAAAUAAAUUGAUAGAAUCGAGAAAACCAACGGAGCGAAAGGCCGUCAACAAGGCGUACCAGGAGGCGCUGCACUAUCACAGUCAGGUCUCCAGUGCGGAUGGUCCGGCCGGAAAACUGUGAAGAUCGCUACGACCGGCCGGUCGUAUGCUGUUGAUAGGAUAGUAUGCUAGAGGCCGUUAUUUGUUUUGUUUGUAGCUUACAACACUUACUACGGAAAGUGACAAAAUUGUUGGAUCAAAAGAAAGUUAGUUAUGCUGACGCUACGAGCGCCGUGUUCUGUUUUACGACGAUGACCGAUGCAAACCUGCUUAUGUAUGUUUUACUUAUUUUCAUUAAGAAUAGGGGAGCGCAUAGUUUUAGAUCCUGUAUACCUGCUACAGUGUAUUAUUUAUCAAGUAGAUUUCGUGUUAUGUGCUAUGUAUUAUUCGAUACAAAUAAAGUU